AUGUGCUUUGGGAUGCCAACAGACAAGUUGCUGGGGUUUAUAGUCAACUUAAGAGGCAUCGAACUGGACCGUUUCAAGAUCAAGGCAAUUAAGCAAUUAUCGCCUGCAAGUACAAAUAAGGAAGUGAUGAGUUUCUUUGGAAGGUUGAACUACAUUAGUCGGUUCACAACUCAAUGCACCGUGGUGUGUAGGCCUAUUUUCAAGUUACUGAAGAAGAAUGCUUUGAUAAAGUUCAACCAAGAAUGUCAGACUGCUUUCGAUGCCAUCAAGAAUUAUUUGUCUAAUCCGGCAAUGUUGGUUCCUCUGCGGAGUCCAUUAUUGCUAUAUUUGUCUAUAUCAGAUAACACAUUUGGGUGUGUGCUUGGUCAAUACGCCGAGACAGGGAAGAAAGAGCGAGCUAUUUGUUAUUUGAUCAAGAAAUUCACUCCAUAA
Messenger RNA from Solanum pennellii, 432 nucleotides. RefSeq lists its product as uncharacterized. The record is from RefSeq and is a predicted model, not a curated record. The coding region runs from base 1 to 432 and encodes 143 amino acids. Lineage: Eukaryota; Viridiplantae; Streptophyta; Magnoliopsida; Solanales; Solanaceae. The transcript has a single exon.